Molecule: messenger RNA, 1702 nt
Organism: Wyeomyia smithii (pitcher-plant mosquito)
Lineage: Eukaryota; Metazoa; Arthropoda; Insecta; Diptera; Culicidae
Exons: 2
Coding region: 707-1465 (252 amino acids)
Source: RefSeq, a predicted model, not a curated record
AUAAAGCUUAUUUUUGAAGAGUCAAGAAACAGACAUAGGAACAAUGCGCUGUACGCUUUUGCGGUACUGGAAAACAUUUAUGUUAUCCAAGGAAACAAAUUUCCAAAACAAGACUUUCUGGAGCUUAGGAAUUCUCAUGCUGGAGCCAAUAGAAGUUAUGGGGAAAUUAGGCCUUCGAAUUUCGUUUAGCGCUAGGGCUCAGAAGCUUCGGAUUUUCGCUAGAAGUAAAUGUUAAACAUAAAAGGAGAUGAUGUUAACUGGUAAUUUUAGUGAUUUUAGUUCCGUGAACAGUGAAAAAAUAAUGUGUUAUUCAUAAGACUAAUUUUUUGGCCAUGGGCCAAACGCCAAAGUUACGUGACAAGUUGGUUGACCUCGAAAUUAGAGCGGAGGCAACGCCAUGGGGACCAUUAAAUAUCGAAACAGUAUUUUGCAAACAGCUCUAAAUGGCCGAACUAUAACAAUACUAUUGUGCAUUUCAUUGAAAAUUAUUCACCGCGCUGUGAAAAGUAUUUAAAGAACGAAAUGCCCUUUCAUGGUUGCUAGAUCGAUUUCGCUGUAACUGAACAACUUUCACAGACAACAUUGAGUUUUUUUUGCUUCUGGCAACACUAAAUGGGCGACUACACAAUCAAAACAUUGUCAGUUGGCUUAGCGAGAGGUAUGGAAUUUUGAAUACUUCAACAUUGAUAUCAACUCAAUCAGCGAUAUGCACCGAAAGAAUGAAAAUCUUUACAAUGUGGAAUACCUGACUGAAUACUCGCCGGAGCAUGAUUUCCAAGAUCAAAGCAUGAACGACGAUUUUAUGAAUACACAGCCGCACAGUAAUACGGACGGUUCAAUAACUUUAAAGGACAACAUUGCGGAUACAUUCUAUGCUGAAGACGACUGCUUUAAUAGUUCCGGGUGUGACGACUCACGAGCUGACGUGAAUACAGAACCAGUCGACAAAAAGAAGUUCUGCUUUUUGGCUAAUUAUUAUGUCAAACAAUAUACGAGACAAAAAAACGGAUUAUGCAUCAACAAAAAAACAAACGUCCCCGAGAAAGUGGAUGGAGGUUGUGUGUCCGAGAUCCUGCAGUGCAUUUGGAUUUUCAUUAAACCUCACCUGUGCCGGGAAAUUGAUGUUAGCGAAGCUGAUGGAAUUAAAGUUUCUUGGUCCGUAAAAGAAGAGCCUGAUAUUCGUAAUAUUAACAAGUUUGUUUAUCUCCGAAAUGGAAAACGAAAGACGGUAAUAAAAUUGGACCAAUUGGGAGAAGGAAACAUAAUGCUCAAAUGGCGUGAUAAAGUGAUAAACAUAUUUGCAUUCGCUUAUUCACAAUCCGUCAGUUCCGUGGCGAUUUGGGAGGCAGUAAACAAAUGUCUUCUUCAACCAAACGAAAUGGACAGAGCCGGGGCACCAAGCAACGUUAUCCUAGAAGAGCUGGUACAAGAUCUCAAAGAAAAAAACACACAUUUGCAGUCAUAACUCUGGCUGGAUUCAAUGGGCCAAUUGGAUUCAAGCGUCUCCGGCUCAUCUGCAGAAUACAUUGAUGACACAGAUGCCGCCAAAGGAAAUGAAAGGUAUGUUUUGGUCUCUUCCCAUUUCCGAGGGUAGCAAAGCACAAUGUACGCGUGAAGGUUUGACAGUUGCCCAAAACAUUGUUGAAAAUCUCGCUUCAAGUGUUAAAAAGCUUUGCGAAUAAACGGAACAGCUGAUGAAUUA